Aureobasidium melanogenum CBS 110374 is the source of this 456-nucleotide messenger RNA. RefSeq names its product DUF1674-domain-containing protein. The transcript has a single exon. NCBI's taxonomy places the organism in Eukaryota, Fungi, Ascomycota, Dothideomycetes, Dothideales, Saccotheciaceae. The coding region runs from base 1 to 456 and encodes 151 amino acids. Gene Ontology annotation, biological process: mitochondrial respiratory chain complex II assembly. The record is from RefSeq and is a predicted model, not a curated record. Gene Ontology annotation, cellular component: mitochondrion.
AUGUCAUCACUCAAUCUCGCCCGUCUCGCUGUUCGCUCAUACUACUCUCCUGCUGCUCGCCGCGCCAUCAGCACUUCGCCAGCCUUCAGAUCAUCAUGGUCGCCCGGCCCUUCGCCGCCACGCCUUCCCAAGGAAGAGCAGGAAAUCUUUGACAAGCUCAUGAAGCAGUCUACUGGUGCCUUCAGUACCCCUCAGAAAGCCCCCGAAGAAGCCGUCGCCGAAGCUACUGUUUCCAAGCCCCAAGUCAACCAAUCGCCUCAGAUCAACCAGUCCCCUGCUCUCAAGGCCGACGGCAAGGGUGAAGAACUACACCCCAAUGUCCGCCGCGGUGCUCCCCCAGAGUUUGAAGGCGAUGUGAACCCUCAGACCGGCGAGGUCGGUGGUCCCAAGAACAACCCUCUGCGAUGGGGUCACGGAAGCGAUUGGAGUUACAAUGGCCGUGUUACCGACUUCUGA